Messenger RNA from Mytilus californianus (California mussel), 3237 nucleotides. Its product is annotated as KH homology domain-containing protein 4-like. NCBI's taxonomy places the organism in Eukaryota, Metazoa, Mollusca, Bivalvia, Mytilida, Mytilidae. The transcript has 18 exons. The record is from RefSeq and is a predicted model, not a curated record. Gene Ontology annotation, cellular component: nucleus. Gene Ontology annotation, molecular function: RNA binding. The coding region runs from base 36 to 2684 and encodes 882 amino acids.
CGUGUGUCACGUGAUCGUUAAAUAGAAAAAGAAAAAUGGCACUGCAUCACAGACGAGGCGGCCGUGGUCACAACACUGGUCACCGUGGAGGAGGCUUUCAUGGCCAUCAACAUGGUGGUAGAUCGACACGAUGGAGUGAUAAAGAAGAUAAGAUCAGUAGAUGGGGUGAUAAAGAUGACAGGAGUAGUCUGGAGGCAGCCACUGAAGCAGCUGCUAAAGUUAAUGCUAUGUUGAUAGCUAAAGGUGCUCUCAAGCCUUCACAGUUGUCUCAGCAACAACCAAACAAGCAAAAGGCAACUAGUACUACAACAGGCAACAUGGCAGUAGCAGAGGUAGAAAUAAAUGAUGUACCUAUUGGCUGUAGAAACAUGUUGACAAGAGGAUCAACACAAGAAGAGAUAUCUAAAGUCAGUGGCGCAGGAGUUUCCACAAGAGGUAGAUAUCUUAGUCCACAGGAGAGAGGAGCUGGAGACAGACCCCUGUAUUUGUGUGUACAAGGUCCAACAAAAGAAUCUGUAGACAUUGCUGUAAACAGAAUUAAUGAAAUAAUCACAAACUAUAAGAACAAAGGGACAAGAUUUUCUCCUGCUAAUCCUCCUCAGCAGCGACCCCAGAUAUUAGGACCUAAUCCAGUAGAACUUAUGCCAAGACUUGGUCCACCUCCAGGGUUUAUUACACAGCCUCCAGUUUUACCUCAACAACAGACUAUAACAAUACUUCAAGAAAAACUCUUCAUUGGUUUGGAACAUGCUCCACCUCAUUUUGGAGUGAAAGAAAAGAUACAUGGACCUGAGGGAUCAUAUCUACAGCAUGUAGAAGUUGAGACUGGUGCAAAAGUAACAUUAAGAGGAAAGGGAUCAGGAUUUCUGGAUAUGAACUCUCCUGGCAGAGAUUCCAUUGAACCCAUGCAUGUUUUCUUGGAGCAUCCUAGCCCCAUUGGACUUGGACAAGCCAAACAACUUGCUGAAAACCUUAUUCAAACAGUUCAGCAAGAUUAUGCCCAAUUUCAGCAAGCAUUGGCAGCUAUACCAGCUGGACACACAACAAUUAUAACUGGUCUGUCACAGCAGACAGCAAGCAUACCUGGUACAUUGAUCAACACAAUACCAACUAUGGCUCCUCCACCAAUCCCACAGCAGUUACCUAGUCCAGGUGUGUUUAUGGGUGAAAGAAGAUGUGGAACAACCAGAUUUAUGAUACCAACUUCAAUUUCUUCAGCUGUUUACUCUCUACCAACAUCAAUGGGUAUGACCCUUCCUUCAGUCCUAACAGCUCAGCCUCCUCCUCUACUGGUACAGACACAAAAUGGUCCGCCACCACAGAUGCUGGGCCCUCCACAUAUGGCACCAGAUGUCACCCAGCUGGUUACUACCAUGCCACCUGAAGUACAAGUUGUAACCCAGUCUACACUAAUACCUACUGGCUCACCUUGGAAUACUUCACCAAGUAGUUUAUCAGGACAGAUUCUAGGCAGUGGUGGACCUCCGCCAAUAUCAACACACACACCAUUGUCUUCUUCACCAGUUGUUACAACUACAUACACUUAUCACACAUCAUCCAGGGAGGAACCAAAACGUAGGUUCACUGAGGAAAAGUUAGAGGAAAAAGUUCCAGAAAAUCUCUUAGGUUAUGAGCAUGGUCCCCCACAUUUAGCCAACCUAGUUGUACAGGGUCCACCUCAGGAGGCACAAUCUCAGGUUUCUCAACAUAUGCCAUACCAACCACAAGUUUCAGAGAUGUACAGUGUGGCACAAUCUACACCACAGCUAGUGUAUACAACAUCAGCACCACUAUCUUCGCCUGAUGACAGAAGUUCACAGUUCACUAACUUUACAAUGACACAGCCAGGAGGGUAUCCUGGUGAUAGUUCUGAUAAACAGCUGAUGCCGCCACCACCCAUACCAGCAUCAUUGAAAAGAUCCUCUCUUGAAAGACAAGGGGGAAGUGAAAGAAAGAAGGACAGAAUGUCUCCAAUUGGUAGGUUCGCCAUAGGAUUUAGAGAGGAAGAAGAUAAACAAGCAUCAAGAGGGAAGUACCAGUACAACCAGUAUUCUAAUGCACCACAGCUAUAUACACAAGGAGAAUCUGACGGUUUUACAGACCAGAGACCAGACAAUGACCCAGGCUACCAGUUUCAACCCCCACAGCAAAUCACAGAACAGUUCCAAUAUCAACCAAGCCAACCACCAGGAUCUGUCAUGUUGCAACCACCUCCCUCUCCAGGACCUCCAUUAGUCCACAUAUCUUCUCUCCCAUCACAUUAUUACCAACAACAGCCGAUGUACUCUGUAUCCCCUUCACAGAGUCCACCACACACAUACACUCAGCAUGAUGUCUUAACCUCAACUGGACAGCCAUUUGCUGUACCACACACAAUCACAAUUGCAGGUCCAUUGCCUCCACAAGCCCAAGAACAAAUGUUACAGCCACCCCCUGAAACACGACUACAACCAGAAGAAAUACCACCACAGAUGGAACAGUUACAACAGCCACCACCAAGUUACACAAACAUGCCUCCACCAAUAUCAAGUGGUCAGUACAUGACUACACAAUCUAUGCCACUUAUGGCACCACCAACACAGCCAUCAGUGUCAUAUGCUCCACAGCAGGUGCAGCCACCCAUGUCUGCACCACAGCAACACAGCUAUCCUCCUCCUGGUAUGCCUUAUUAUAUUACCAGCUGAAUAAUUAGACCCAAUGCUAUUUUAAAGAAUAAUUUAGCCAUAAUAUCUGAGUGAGAAACUAUGAUUUCUAAAGGAUUCAGCCAAGGCACUAACUAAAUGUGCACACAUAAUAUGUCAGCUUCAUCAUGAAGUAUUAUGGGAUAGUAUAUGCACUUCUUAUGUGUGAAAAAAAUCACCGAAACAGUUGUGUUAAUAAGUUGAGGCCGACUUUGAAAUUAUGUAAAAAAAAAAGUGAUGAAUGAUAUGAAGACUGCUAUGUGAAUGUUUGAUGCGGUAUUAAGUGCUUUGUGGGUUAAUAUUUUGAAUGAGUAUGAAUAUGAUAAUACAUGACGUUGAUAUUUGUUUGUUAAUUAUAAAUGUUUGUGUGCUUACAGAAUAGGACAAUGGUUAUAAAUGGCAGUAAAUACAUGUCUGCUUACAGAAUAAGAUGUAUUUGAAUUGUUAAGUUCUAAAUGAAGUAGAAUGAUUGUAUUUGUGAACAUUUGCUGUUAGAUUUUAGUUUUUAUGAAUUGUGCUUUGAAUGUUAUGAAAGAAAAAUAAAAUAUUAACAGUU